CGGCCCGUCCAGCCCAGACUAUCAGGUGUACUGAUGGAUGUUUCCGACAGCUCUAAGCAAAACCCCUGCUCUCCUGAUGAAGAGGACCAGCAGCUUUCCAAUGAUGAAGUCCUGAAGGAGAGUCGUUCAGACCAGGAACUUGAUGGAGAGUGUGGGCAAGGCAGCAUUAUGGGAGUGGAGGAGGAUGCAGCCAGGGGAGUGAGUCAUGGUGAAGAGGAGAACCACUCAGAUGAAGAGGACCGCUUAAGUGAACCUAAGUCUCACGAGUCUGACAACAACAAGCAGAGUGGGGAGCUGAAGAGCCCUCUGCCUCGCAAAGGAGAGGAGGAAGACCAGACAAAUGACCUUGGUGAUGAAGCAUCCUCUGUCACCCGUGAACUAGAUGAGCAUGAGUUGGACUAUGACGAGGAAGUUCCUGAGGAACCAAGUGCUGCUGCUGCAGAGGAGGAUGGUGAGAAAGCUGCUGGCGAGGAUGACGAGGAAGAGGAGAAAGGAGACGAUGCCUGUGAAGAUGAGAAAAAAUCCAGCAGCAAAAGUGAUGAUGAAAAGGAUAGCCAGGAUCCCCUCAAGGAGAAGAAGAAAGAUGAUGAUGAUGGAGAAAUUGAUGAUGGAGAAAUUGAUGAUGAUGACUUAGAAGAAGGAGAAGUUAAAGACCCCAGCGACAGAAAAGUGAGGCCACGUCCCACCUGCCGAUUCUUCAUGAAAGGUCACUGUACCUGGGGCAUGAACUGUCGAUUUAUUCACCCUGGUGUGAAUGACAAAGGAAACUACUCCUUGAUCUCCAAGCCUGAGCCCUUUUCCCCAAAUGGUGCUCCUCCCAUUGGCCCUCACCCACUGAUGCCGGCCAACCCUUGGGGAGGGCCAGUCGUUGAUGAAAUCUUACCUCCGCCUCCUCCAGACCCUCCAACAGAAAGUGCCUGGGAGAGAGGACUCCGGCAUGCUAAAGAGGUAUUAAAAAAGGCAACUAUGAGAAAAGAACAGGAGCCUGACUUUGAGGAAAAGAGGUUCACUGUGACUAUUGGAGAAGACGAGCGUGAAUUUGACAAAGAAAACGAGUUCUUCCGCGACUGGAAUUACUGCAUCACCAGAGACAUCAGAGAUCCAGCGUAAGAUGCAGUCUUGGUUUUGCUACAUGGAAUAGAUGGGGGGAAAUGUAGUGCAGGAUGGCAGUCUUCAGUUAACUUGUUCCUCCAAAUUAGAGGAAUGCUCACCUCAGAAAAUGGAAACAACUUCCAUUAAGCAGUAUGUCCACCAGUUAAAAACUUGAGCUGCCUCCACUCACUCCAGUUCAACACUACCUUCCUUUAUAGUUGUCGCUAAACCUUUCUGCCUUCAAUGUCGUUGGCACACAGGUCCUUCAAGGACACUGUCUAGUUGUGCAUUGCCUGUGUCA
This is a messenger RNA of Strigops habroptila (Kakapo), 1393 nucleotides long. RefSeq names its product zinc finger CCCH domain-containing protein 18-like. The record is from RefSeq and is a predicted model, not a curated record. Lineage: Eukaryota; Metazoa; Chordata; Aves; Psittaciformes; Psittacidae. The transcript has 6 exons. Bases 34 to 1110 code for a protein of 358 amino acids. Gene Ontology annotation, molecular function: metal ion binding.